AUGCAGCUCUCCACGCAGUUCUACUUGCCAUUGUGCCUGCUGCAGCUUCUAGGAAGCGUGCAGGCAGGGGUGACCGUCCAUCUGGUCGGCGACUCCACCAUGGCGAAGGACGGAGGCGGCUCGGGAACCGAAGGCUGGGGCCAGUUCCUUCAGUACAGUUUUCCAGACAGCUACGUCGUCAGCAAUGCCGCGAUUGGAGGCAGGUCUGCACGCUCGUUCACCAGAGAAGGACGGUUCCAGGCCAUCGCAGAUGUCGUCCAGGCAGGGGACUGGGUCGUCGUCGAGUUUAGACACAACGACGGGGGCUCGCUGACGCCAACUGACAAUGGGCGGACUGAUUGCUAUGGGGACGGAACUCAGACUUGCGCGACGACGUACGAUGGGGUCGCGGAAACGGUUUUGACGUACCCUGCGUAUUACAAGAACGCCGCCAGUUUGUUCCUCGCCAAGGGCGCGAAGGUGAUUCUGAGUUCGGCUACACCGAACAACAUCUGCGAAAGUGGAACUUGCAGUUGGGGGCCUUCGAGAUUUGACUAUUACGCAUGGUUCGCGGCAUCUCAGUUGGGUGGCACGACGGCUGGUGUCUAUCACGUGGCCCAUGGCGAGUAUGCUGCGCAAGUUAUGACGAACUUGGGCGUUACAACCGUGGAUACCUACUACCCCAUUGACCACACCCACACAUCGCCAGCCGGCGCAAACAUGAUGGCAGGAGCAUUCGUGCUGGGCCUCAAGUGCGGAACCUCGGCGUUGGGUCAGGCAGCGGUGAACACGACGGCUUCACUUACGGUGUCCUUUUACGGGCCCUGCAUCGCGUUCAACAGUUCCAUACCGGUUUGA
Molecule: messenger RNA, 837 nt
Organism: Anthostomella pinea
Lineage: Eukaryota; Fungi; Ascomycota; Sordariomycetes; Xylariales; Xylariaceae
Source: the annotation of a GenBank genome assembly